Molecule: messenger RNA, 1025 nt
Organism: Effrenium voratum
Lineage: Eukaryota; Dinophyceae; Suessiales; Symbiodiniaceae
Source: the annotation of a GenBank genome assembly
GGGGAUCUGAGGGCAGCCCAGAAUCAGCAGGGCCUAGGCCUGCCUUUGCCCCGCUUGCAGCGGCGGCUUAGCCUCCGCGAUGGACACGGAGGCGGACAUCGCAGAGGACGUGCCCAGCAGUAGCCGCCAGCUCAGCAGCUGGCUGCGGCGGACGCGGCAGAACAAGAUCCGCAAGGUGCUGCGGGAGGUCUACUUGCGGGACGACAUUGUGCCGGAGCCUUUUGAGGGCGCGGAUCAGGUGCUAGUCCUGGAUACCAACAUCGUCCUCCAUCAGAUCGACCUGAUCGCGGAAGACGAGUGCAUUAACCAUGUGGUGGUGCCCUACACGGUGCUGCAAGAGGUAAGGCACCGGAACAUGGGGAUCUACUCCCGGCUGCGGGCGCUGUGCCGUGUGGAGACGGGGGACCUCAAGGAGGACGUCCGGGCAGAGGCGGAGCUGAACGAGGAGCCGGCGCCCAAGACGAACGCCAAGCGCGGGGUGGGUGACCGGGAGAAGGCCAAGGAGAUGGCAUCCGCCCGCAAUGCCCGGAAGUUCUACGUCUUCCCCAACGAGUUCUUCCGUGAGACCUACGUGGAGCGCCAGCCCGCGGAGAGUCAGAACGACCGCAACGACCGGGCCAUCCGCCGGGUGGCGCAUUGGUACCGGCGCCACAUCGUGGGCCCAGAGGUGCUGCUGCUGACGGACGACCGCGCCUGCCAGCAGAAGGCGCGCCAGGAUGGCCUGGCGGCGCUUCGGGCGGCGGAGUUUGUGGAGCGUAUGCGCCCCAAGUUCCCAGAGGCGGGCGAGAAGCUGGCGCUGAGGGACGAGGAGGAGGACGCAUCUGCCACGCCUGUCCCGACGCCCCGGGGGCAGAAGAGGAAAGACUUCACGACGGUGCCGGGCUCCGUGUACCCAGCGCACUUGAAGGGCAGCGAGGUGGAGAAGGGCCUCAAGGAGCGGAAGCUCUUCCAAGGGGUGCUCCGGAUGCACAUGAACACCUGCCUGCACGGCAGCGUCACGUGCGGCGGCACGGAGGAGAUGGAGG